Plasmodium yoelii is the source of this 4485-nucleotide messenger RNA. RefSeq names its product conserved protein, unknown function. Bases 1 to 4485 code for a protein of 1494 amino acids. The transcript is spliced from 3 exons. Lineage: Eukaryota; Apicomplexa; Aconoidasida; Haemosporida; Plasmodiidae. The record is from RefSeq and is a predicted model, not a curated record.
AUGAGCUCGUUUUGGAACUUCAUAAAAUCGAAGAAAAAUGAUGACGGAGAACCAAAGCCCACUGUUGCUCAUUUAGGAGAGGAAAACAAAUUUUAUUAUAAUAAGGAAUUAAAAAGAUGGGUAGUAAAAGGAGAAGAAGAUAAAAUUGAAACAGAAGAAAAAAUUGCUCCCCCUCCUCAAAUGAGUGCUUUACAAAAUGCUAGCAGUGGAUAUCGUUCAUUAAUUCAACAAAACAAAACUAGAAGCGCAAGAACGAUGUAUGCUGAAAUUCCUGGGCUUAAAACAAUAAAUAAAAAAAACACAAUAGUUCAGGGUGGAAUUAUAUCACCAUAUAUGGGGUCGUCAAAUAUUGAUAAGAAUAAAAAUAUUCCGAAUGAUAACAAAAAGGAAUUGUUUGCAUUUAAUACGUUUAUUCCUAAAAGUGAAAAUGAAGAAAAUAAAGAGAGUAGAGAAGUCGAACCAAAUAUUAAUAAGCAAAAUGAAAAAAGACAUGAUGGAGAUAUAUUUAAGGAAGAAGAAUUCACUAACAAUCUGAAUAAAAUUUCUGAUAAUGUUUUAGAUGGUAAUAAAAAUAAUAUACCGUUCGAAUCGAAUCAUAUAAAUGAUAAAGAACGAACAAGUUUGUCAAAAGAUAAUUUAUUUAAUUUGAAUGAAAUUAACAAAAAUAAGUAUGAUUCAAAAAAUGAUGAUAAUAAUAAUAAUUUACUAUUUUCUGAAAAUCAAACACUGAUACCAGCAAAGGUAAAUGAAGUGACUGAAAUAGAAGCAAGUAGAACCCCCAAUUAUGAAAUAAAUAGAGUCCCAAAUUAUGAAAUAAAUAAAUCGAAAGGAAUACAUCCAAAUAUACCCCAAUUUAACAACCCUGCACAAUUACCGACAGAAAUAAAUAUCAAAAAUAAUAUAAAUUAUGAUAAUAUAUCUCCUAAAAUUAAUUCUAAAGGUGUAAUUGAAAAUUUAGAAAAUAAAAAUAAAGAAAUUAAAAGAAUUUCUAUGGACAAUUUCGAAUUUAAUAACCCAAUUUCUAAUCAUAUAAAUAAAAGAAAUAGUACAACGGUUGUUAGAUCCGUUUUUAAUCCUCAAUUAGAAUAUAAUAAUGUUGAAAAUAAUGAAAUUCGAAAAUUUAAUACUAUUGGUAAUAAUUAUAUGAAUAUUGGUAGAGAAAACGAUAUAUUAAAUAUCUCUCCAAAAGUUAUAGAAAAAAUAAAUCGUAGAAAUACACAUCAGUUAUUUAAUGAAUCAAGUAAUAUAUCAACUGAUAAACUAACAAUACAUAAAGUUACUAGCCCCUUUUUAUUUGAUAAUAUAAAUAAUGAUUCUAACACAAAUGUUAGUAAUGAAAUUCCAGAAAAAGGGGGGAAAAUGGAAAAAGUGGAAAAAAUGGAGAAAAUGGAAAAAAUGGAGAAAAUGGAAAAAGUGGAAAAAAUGGAAGAAUUUGAAAAAAUGGAAAAAUCUAAUGAACAUGUAAAUAGCUUUUCUAUGUUUAAUUUAGAUAAAGGGGUGUCUGUGGAAAGCACAUCAAAUAUUAUAGCUAUGGACGAAAACCCUAUAAUUUUGAAUGAUUCUAAUACAAUUAAUAAAAAUAAUAUCAUAGAUGCAGAAAGUGAUAAAUUAGUUCAAAAUAUUUUAGAUAUGAUAAAAAUUAAGUUACAAGAUGACAACAAAAAUAACAUAGAUACUAUUAUAAAAAAUGAAUCAAAACGAAUUACUUCUUUAUUGGAAGAAAAAACGGGUUCUAUGGAAAUUUUAUGUAAUAAAAUAUGUCAAUUAAAAAAGAAAAAUGAAGAUGUAGAAGAUAAAAAUGAUACUAUUCGUGAAGAAACACAUCAAAUUAAUAUUGAUAAGGAUAAAGAAAAUGAAAUUAAUAAUUUAUUAUAUGUCAUAAAUAUAAAAAACAAAAAGAUUAAAGAAGAAUUAGAAGCAUUUACUAAUUCUUUUAAUGUUUUAAAAAAAUUAAAAAUGAAAAAUGAUGAAAUUAUUAAUAUAUAUAAAAAUAGAGAAAAUGUGUUUUUAACCACUAUCAAUAAAUUAGAAGAAAAAAGAAAACUAAAAUAUGCCGAAUUUAAAGAAAAGGAAAAACAAUACAAAGAAUUGAUAAUGAAAAAAGAAGAAUUAUUAAAAAUCGAACAAAUAAAUAAUAAGAAAAAUAUAGAAACUUUUAAAAAUCAAGAACAAAUGUUAAAAGAUGAAAUUCAAAAAAUCGAAUUAAAAACCAAAGAAAAAAUCGAAGAAUUAAAACAAGAUUUUGAAAAAACACAAAAAAUAAAUAUGGAAAAUUUGGAAAUGGAAAAAGAAUCUUUUAUAAAUAAUAAUCUAGAAAAUGAGAUAAACAAAAUGAAGGAAAAAUUAGAGGAAAAAUAUGAAACACAAAUUAAAGAAACCGAAAUGAAAUAUAAAUAUCAAAUAAAAGAAGAAAUUGAAAAAACCAAACAAAAUGCAGAACAAAAUUUUAAUUCUAAAUUUGAAAAAUAUAAAGAAAAUCUUGAAAAAAAUAAAAAUGAUUUUAUAAAUAAUUUAAUUAUUGAAAAAAAUAAUGAAAUUGAAAGUUUCAAAAAUGAUAUCGAACAAAAAAAAUUCAAAGAAAUGGAAAAAUUUAAAGAAGAAAAUGAAAAAUUAUUACAAAAUAAUUUUGAAAAUAUGAAAAACCAUUUUAUAGAAGAACAAAAUAAACAUAUUGAAAAUAUAAAAAAAGAAUAUGAGUUAAUCAAAAACAAUGAAAUUGAAUAUUUGAAAGAAGAAAUGAAAAAAAAUAAAAUUCAAGAAAUAGAAAAUGUUGAACUAAAACUAGCCGAUGAAAAAAAUAAGCACAUUGAUGAUAUGAAAAAAGAACUCGAAAAUAUAUACAAUGUUGAAAUAAAUAAUCUGAAAGAAAAAAUAAAUGCAGAACAAACAUUAGCUCAAGAAAUGCUAGAAACACAACGCAAUGAAUAUGAACAAAAAUUGGAAAUUCAACGUAAUGAAUAUGAACAACAGUUGGAAAUUCGACGCAAUGAGAUGGAAAAUAAACUAAUUGAACAAAGAAAAGAAUCAUAUGAUCUUGGAUCAAAAAAAGAAAGUGAAAUACAAAUAUUAACUGAUAAAAUUGAAAAAUUAAAAAUGGAAAUAGAAAUUAUAAAUAAAGAAAAAAUCGAUUUAGAACAUAACAUAUCAAUACUAAAUGAUGAAAGAGAAAAUAUUUUAAAUCAAAAUAAAAACUUAGAAGACAAUUUAAAAAAUAAUGAAGAUAUAUAUAAUAAAAAAAUAAAUAUAUUAAAUGAUGAAAAAUUGAAAUUAGAAAAAGAAAUUGAACAUAUUAAAGAAAAUGGUGCAAAAGAAUCAGAUCAAAUUCGUGAACAAUUUGCAGAUUUAUUACAAGAAGAAAUUGAUAGAAUUAAAAAAGAAUCGAAAGAAAAAGUAAAUAUCUAUAUACAACAAUAUAAUGAAAUAAAUGAAGAAUAUGAAGAAAAAAAAAAAGAAUAUAAUGAUCUAUUAGAAAAGGCUAAUGUAUCAAAUAAACAGCUAACUGAAAAAUGUGAAGAAAAUAUCCAAAAAAUAAAUGAAUAUGAAGAUAUGAUUAAAAUGCUUGAAAAUCAAACUGAAGUUUUAGUUACUAAAAAAAUUCAAGAAUUAAAUGAAGAUUUUUUGAAAAAAAAAGAAGCUUUUGAUAAUGAAAAAAAUGAUUUGUUAAAAAAUUAUGAACAUGCAAUAACUGAAAAUAAACAUAUUAAAGAACAGCUAGAAAAUUUUACUAAUUCAAAUGAAGAAAAAAUAUCACAAAUAAAAAAUCAAUAUGAAACACAAAUUAAAGAAAUGCAAAUUCAUUUUGAUGAGUUAUUAAAUGAAACAAAAAAUAAAAAUAAUGAAAUGUUAGAAGAUAUUGUAAAAGAGCAAAAUGAUAAAGAACAAUCAAUUCAACAUAUGAAUAGUGUCAAUACUGAAUUAGUUACAAAAAAUGAACAACUUAAUCUUAAUAUUACUGAAAUUAAAAAUGAACUAUCUAAUUUCCAAGAAAAAUAUGAUAAAUUAGUUAAAGAAAAUAAUCAUCUAAAAAAUGAAGAACAAACAAAAUUUUUAGAUAAAAUACUUGACCUAGAAAAUGUUAACAAACAUUUAAUGGAAGUAACAGAAAAAGAAAGAGAAAUUAAUAUCAAAAACGUUAAUAUUAUUAAGUCUUUACAAAAUCAAAUAAAUGAACAAACAAAAUUGUAUAAAGAAUAUACAGAUGAGUUAAAAGAUGAAAUUUUGCAAUUAAAAAAACAAAAAAAAAACUCAAUCGAUAGUAAUGUUCCAAUUGAUGCAAAUUCUUCUAUUAAUAAUGCUCUUAUAGAAGAAAAUAAAAAAUUGAAGCUACAAAAUGAAGUUAUAAGCACAAAAAAUGAUACAAUGUCAACUGUACUAGAUAAUCUAACAAAACGAUUGAGUUUUAUUGAAUCAAAAAUAAAAGAAGAAAAAUAUGGAAAUGAUAUAAUAAAACAAGCAAACGAUUUACAGUUACAAGGAUUUAAUUAG